UCGAAAGAACCUUAGAAAUCUUGAAAGGAGUUAGGGUUUAUGAGUGAUAUGACACAACUACUAAUCUUGUAACAACUGAUAAUCUUGUAACAACUGACGUUUCAAGCGAUCGCAACUCGCAAUCGGCACACCACCGAAACAAGGAUUUUGAAAGAAAAGCAAUGACAAGUGCAAUUGGUAGCAGAGUUGAAUCUUUUCGAAACUCUCCUUUACUAAGGUCUUCUCUCAACUUCUUCCGAGCCUUUAGCUCUGAUUCCUCUUCUACUUCUUCUUCUGCUGUUUCCUCUGCUCAGAACCCUAAGAAAUCGAAGCGAAGGAAGAAGAAGAACUUGUUUGAAGUGGCUCAGUUCUUACCUAACUGGGGAAUUGGCUACCACAUGGCCAAAUCUCACUGGAAUGAAGUUUCUUACGAAAUCACUAAACUCAAUCUCUACAAGGAUGGAAGACAUGGAAAAGCAUGGGGGAUUGCUUAUAAAAGUGGUUUGCCAUUAGCAGAUGCUCCAAAAAAAAUUAGUGGAGUUCACAAACGCUGUUGGAAGUACCUACCAAAUGUAGUAAAAGCAUCAGAAAGCUCAACAAACUCAACGAGUCCAACAGAUACUGGUUUGAAAGGUGAAACUGAAGCAAGUUGAUGUUUUCUAGUGACUUUGUUUAGGUCUUCAACAUUAGCCCAUGUCUUUUCAAUUGGCCUAGUUGUUUUCGACCAUGCUAGAUUUUUUAGUCAAUCUUUCAAAGUUCCUUAAGCAUUCAUGCAAGGUGCUUAAUUAUUAAGUUUAUGUUUGUAAUCAAAUGAACUCUUUCUACUAUGAAACGUGCUUUGAGGGAGUAAUCUGGCUGGAUUUGGCUGUUACUAUGUGUUUCUCUUUAAGCUAUUAUAAUCCAUUCAGGUUAGUUAUUAA
Messenger RNA from Vigna unguiculata (cowpea), 899 nucleotides. RefSeq lists its product as uncharacterized. Lineage: Eukaryota; Viridiplantae; Streptophyta; Magnoliopsida; Fabales; Fabaceae. Gene Ontology annotation, cellular component: mitochondrion. Gene Ontology annotation, molecular function: structural constituent of ribosome. The record is from RefSeq and is a predicted model, not a curated record.